This is a messenger RNA of Setaria italica (foxtail millet), 1385 nucleotides long. Its product is annotated as transport and Golgi organization 2 homolog. The record is from RefSeq and is a predicted model, not a curated record. The coding region runs from base 291 to 1127 and encodes 278 amino acids. The transcript is spliced from 5 exons. Lineage: Eukaryota; Viridiplantae; Streptophyta; Magnoliopsida; Poales; Poaceae.
UGCCGCCAUGGGAGAGUCACUUGCAGGCGGGACACGAUCUGGGCCGUGCACUUGCUAACGGAUCGCGAUCCGGCCUAGCCCAUAGGAAAAGGGAUAAGUCCUGCUACGCACAUACGCACAUUUGAAGGGGCUUUUCUGCAAAUACGCCAGCUCCGACGGUACCCGGUAGUUUGCCCUAGCCCAACUACCCCCGGCGAGGUGGCGCGGCGCAUCAGCUCCGGCAAGCUAUCGAUUCUUUUCGUCCCUCCCUGCCACCGCCCGGAUCCCCAAUCGGCCUCGUCCAUCGGGCCAUGUGCAUCGCGGCGUGGGCGUGGGAGUGCCACCCGGCGCAUCGCCUACUCCUGCUCUUCAACCGCGACGAGUACCACUCCAGGCCGACGCAGCCGGCGCAGUGGUGGGCGCCGGGGGAGGACGGCAAGGAGAUCCUCGGGGGCAGGGACGAGCUCGGCGGGGGCACGUGGAUGGGGUGCACGAGGGACGGGAAGCUCGCCUUCCUUACCAACGUGCGGGAGCCCGGCUCGCUGAUCGGCGCCAAGACCAGAGGGCAGCUCCCCGUCAGGUUUCUUCAGGGCAGCCAGGGUCCAUUGGAGUAUGCAGCAGAAAUUGCAAAGGAAGCAGAUCAGUACAAUGGUUUUAACCUUAUAUUGGCUGAUGUGAACUCAGGAACCAUGGUUUACAUCUCUAAUAGACCUGGAGAUGAUCCUGUGAUUCACACAGUUGCUCCUGGGAUUCAUGUGCUUUCGAAUGCUUCAAUCAAUUCCCCUUGGCCAAAGGCACUGCGUUUAGGACAGAGCUUCAAAAAAUAUCUGGAAACACAUGAUGAUGCAGAAGCUUCUGUAAAACAGAUGGUGGAAGAGUUGAUGAUGGAUACGAUCAAGGCUGAUACAUCUAUGGUGCCUGAUACUGGCGUUGACCCUGAAUGGGAAUACAACUUAAGCUCUAUUUUCAUUGACACUGCAAAAGGACAGGCACGAUAUGGAACUCGAAGCAUGGUGGCGCUAGCAGCAAAAUUGGAUGGUGAGGCAACAUUCUACGAGAGGUACUUGGAAAACAGCUUGUGGAAGGAGAAUAUCAUACAGUUCCAGAUGGAGAAGGCACAACAGGUCUUGAGAGGAACUACAGAAUAACGGCAAAGACUGAUCAUUCUUUUGCUAUUGCUUUAUCUUUAAAUAGUACUAUAUAGCAAUGUGUACAAGAGCAUAGGUACAAGGUGGCUACUAUUGAUGCCCAUUUUGUGCAGAUGUAUAGCAAUGUUUAUUCGGAUGCAACAAGAAUUGAUUUAUGCAUUUGCUAUGGCCCUGCCAUUGUAUAGUUCUGAAGGACAUCGAUUCUUUGCUGGCUCUGAAAAUUUGCUGAAAUUACAAUGUCAUCAUACUGAUUGUUUA